AUGUUUCAAGAGUCACUGCCAGGUGUUGGAUGUGGUAUUGAAGUGCCAUUGGUCGCAUCGGACUUGCAUGUAACGGAUACCACAAUGGAAUCAUGUGCCAGUUUACCUCAGGACCUGAACACUAAGACUAAUCCAUUGGGAAUGGGAGAGGCCAAGGAGAGGAAUCUGUGGACAGUGCAGGGGACUGUUGACAAUAAGACUGAAUCAUCUCCUUGUUACUUGCUCACUGUAAGAGUCAUAAGGGCGAGGAAUCUCCAUCGGACAGAUGCCUUAAGCCAAUCUGAUUGCUAUGUGACCCUCUGGCUGCCGACAGCUUCAGCCGAAAAGUUCUGGACUAAAACCAUCAACAACUGCAAAGACCCAGUCUGGAAUGAAACCUUCUACUACAGGAUCCAGAGUCAGAUCAAAAAUGUGCUGGAGCUGGGUGUCUACGAUGAGGAUGAUGUUACCCAGGACGAUCACCUCUUCACUGUGCGCUUUGAUGUGGCUAAACUUCCACUUGGAGAAAGAGUUCUCAUGUACUUUAAGUCUGACCCACAGAGAAAGGAGGAGUUGGAGGUGGAAUUCAGACUGGAGACUAUUUCGGAUCCCUCUGAAACCAUCGUGACUAAUGGAGUUCUAGUGUCUCGCAAAGUCUGCUGUUUGGAAGUUCAGGUGGAUGAGAAGAAGAGGGAAAAGAAGAGGAAGCCUUCAUCACGGAAAGACAUCUCCCUCACAGUGAAAGGAUCCCAUGAAGAGACCCAAGACCUUACAUUGGCCUCUGAUCCCAUCAUUAGAUCCUCAUGUCCCACUAAGUUUCACUAUGUCAAGUAUAAGCAGCCAGCAUUGGAUGUUAUUCUACCAAAGCAGAAACCACGUUACUCCUUUCGUAGCUGUUCCUAUAACACAAAGGCAGACUCACCAAAUGUGGCUCUCAAUUCACUUCCCACAGGAGAGAAAGUAACAAUAGCAGAGGAUAAAAAAUUUGAUUUGUAUGUGAAGGCUACAGACUGCUCAGAAGACCUAGACGUGCGUUUGGGGUUUGACUUGUGCACAGAGGAACAGGAUUUCCUCUGUAAAAGGAAGAACUAUGUUGCUGCUGCUCUGAAAAAGGUUCUCCAGCUAGAGGAGGACCUGCAGGAUGAUGAGAUUCCUGUGGUGGCAAUCAUGACAACAGGUGGUGGAAUGAGAUCACUGACAACGACAUAUGGCAGUCUAUUGGGUCUCAAGAAGUUAAAUGUCAUAGACUGUGCUAUGUACCUGACUGGCUUGUCUGGCACGACAUGGACUAUGGCAAAUUUGUACAGAGAUGCUGAUUGGUCACAGCAGGAUCUGUCUGGGAAAAUCAAUGAAGCUCGAAAACAUGUGACCAAAUGCAAGAUGGGUUCUUUUUCCAUGGAGCGUAUGAAGUAUUAUAACAAGCAGCUGUGUCAGCGGAAACAAGAAGGACACAGGACAUCUUCUAUAGAUCUGUGGGGGCUCAUUGUUGAAUAUUUGUUACAUGAUGGGAAAGACAACCAUAAACUCUCGGAUCAGCGACAGGCAGUGGAUCAGGGUCAGAACCCACUGCCCAUCUACGUGGCAAUCAAUGUCAAGGACAACUAUAGUACUUUGGAUUUCAAAGGCAUGUGGAGUAGUUUAUUUUCCCUGAAUCUGUUAUAUAUCUGGAAUUUGUCCCACACUUCAGAGGACUUUUGGCACAGGUGGACCCGAGACAGAGUAAAUGAUAUUGAGGAAGAGCCCGUCCUACCUAUGAGGCCACACGAACAGAAGACUCAAGUAUUCACCACGGCAAGCCCCCUUUCCCGUGUUCUUCGUGGUGCCAUUACAGAGCGCACGUCAGUUGCCCAGUACCACAGUUUCCUGAAAGGCCUCCAGCUGCAUAAUGACUACCUAGAGAAUGACAAGUUUUGUAGAUGGAAAGAUACUGUGCUGGACACAUCACCCAACCAGCUGACUGAAACAGCAGAAUACCUGUCCCUGAUAGAUACUGGAUUCUUCAUCAAUACCAGCUGCCCUCCACUUUUGAGGCCAGAGAGGAAAGUGGAUGUUAUCCUGCAUUUAAAUUACAGUGCAGGAUCACAGAUACUGCCUUUGGACCAGUCCUGUAAGUACUACUCAGAACAAGGAAUCCCAUUCCCCAAAGUUGCGCUGAGUGAAGAAGAGAGGAAAAACCUAAAGGAGUGCUACCUCUUCGACGAUGCCGAGACUCCAGGAGCUCCUAUAUUGCUAUUUUUCCCAUUAGUGAAUGACACCUACCAAAGUUACAAAGCACCUGGUGUGAAGCGCUCCAGCUUAGAGAUGGAGGAGGGCAAAGUUGAUCUCACCAGUCGCUUUUCCCCCUAUUCUACAUAUUCAGUCACAUACAAGGAGCAAGAUUAUGAUCAGCUGGUUAAACUGACUGAGUACAACAUCCUGAAUAACAAACACCUGAUUCUUCAAGCCUUGCGUACAGCAGUGGAACGGCAAAAGCGACAUAAAAAAUAGUCACCAUGCCAAGUGCCUUUAUC
Terrapene triunguis (Three-toed box turtle) is the source of this 2489-nucleotide messenger RNA. Its product is annotated as cytosolic phospholipase A2 epsilon-like. NCBI's taxonomy places the organism in Eukaryota, Metazoa, Chordata, Testudines, Emydidae. Gene Ontology annotation, biological process: glycerophospholipid catabolic process. The transcript is spliced from 20 exons. Gene Ontology annotation, cellular component: cytosol. The coding region runs from base 1 to 2466 and encodes 821 amino acids. Gene Ontology annotation, molecular function: calcium ion binding; calcium-dependent phospholipid binding. The record is from RefSeq and is a predicted model, not a curated record.